CCAAGCAAAAUGGGCUGCAAAAGACAUUUGUGAUGCAAGCAUGACCUCAGAUGGGAAGCCCUAAGAACUUGUAGCCUAGAGGCUGACAGAGCAGCUGCUGGGCCCCAGCACCAUGCUGACAAUCCUGCAGAAUGUCAUCUCAGACUGCUGCCACCUGCUACUGUUUCUGCUAGUUGCCAUUAUAUUUGUGCCUGCUACUAUCUGGGCGUUCAAAAAGGUGAAACAAAUACAGGCUCGCAACAAAAAGCAGAGCAAGUACAGAGUACCACAAUGGAUAGCAUCCCUGGAAAAAAUAAGUGUCACAAGCAUAGAUCCAGGGAGGACAAAGGGUAUAAGCUCAGCCACAGAACAGAAGUCCUGCAACAAUUUGAGCCUCUAUCGGACUCUGUGUGUUUUGGACAAGAAAAUUGAGUACCUCACCUGGCAAAUGCAACGUAUCAGUAAACCAAUCUCACGCUCUGCAUCCAACACCACUUUGAAUUCCAUCACCUCUCUGUACAGCUGGGCCCAUUCAUCAACCAGAGAUGUCUGCCAUAGCCGGUCUAGAACACCUCCCUCCCUAGUCCCUAUUGCUUCACAAGAAAUUCCAGUGUGGCAGGGGCAUGUCACCAGACCCUACAAGACUGGUUUCCAGAAGUCACACCAAAGAUCAUCUUCUUAUCCCCCAAUGGACUUCCAGCGGCACCAGAAGCAAAAGCAGCGGAGAAGAAGUACUCCAACAUCUGAAUCUCUGACCAAACUGACGCCAAGGGUUCCUUCAACAGUCAGAAGCAGCCCUGUCCACAUUCAGAGAUUUGGAGGCAGGAUUUAUUUUCUGGACUACAAAGAGCAGGAGCUGCUUGACUGGCACAUCCACAAGAAACAUUGGCAGAAGGAAGCACCACCAUUACCCUGGCAAAAGGAAGCACCACCAUUACAUUGGGAGAAAGAAGCACCACCAUUAUAUUGGGAGAAAGAAGCACCACCAUUACGUUGGCAGAAGGAAGCAUCACCAUUACACUGGCAGAAGGAAGCACCACCAUUCUAUUGGCAGAAGGAAGCACCACCAUUAUAUUGGCAAAAGGAAGAACCACCAUUACAGUGGCAGAAAGAAGCACCGCCAUUAUAUUGGCAGAAAGAAGCACCACCAUUACAGUGGCAGAAGGAAGCACCACCAUUACAGUGGCAGAAGGAAGCAUCACCAUUUUCUCAGGUGCCCAGCAAAGAGACCAAUGUGCAGGCUGGCAUCACCCCACAAAAUGAGAUGGUACAAUGGGUAAAGCAGCAGGUCUCCAUGGGUCAAAGGUCACGUAGCCACACACCUCCUUCAACUAGCCCCAAACGUCGUCAAACUCCCCACAAGCCUCCACCUGUCAGGGUAAGAAGCCCCGGACCCCACAGUCAGACUCCUGUACCUUCUUCCAAAGAUUUGCUGCCUCCCCCAUUCAUUAUCUGUCAGACUACUAGCCACAGCAAUCUCAAGGCACCAACCAAUGUGCAGAUUGGCAUCACCCCACAAAAUGAGGUGGUGCAUUGGGUAGGUCAGGAGCGCUCCAUGGGUCAAAGGUCACGUAGCCGCACCCCUCCUUCAACUAGCCCCAAAGUUCGUCAAACUCCACCCAAACUUCCACCUGUCAGGGCAAGAAGCCCCGGACCCCGCACUCAGACUCCUGUACCUUCUUCCAAAGAUUUGCUGCCUCCCCCAUUCAUCAUCUGUCAGACUACUAGCCACAGCAGUCUCAAGGUACCAACAGAUGGAAAUCUGAAUAGUGUGACCCCCGAGGAGGAGUUAACAGAGGUACUUAACCUGUUAGCACAAAACCAGAGCCUUUUGACAAAGCAGCCUGGAAGACCCAAAACUCCCAAGAAAAAGGAGAAAGACGUUCAUAGCAAAAAAACAAGUACCUCCAAGGAAAGCGCAGGAAGAUCAGGCAGUCCCAAGGGCAAGCCAGCAGAGACUCAGAUCAGCCUGAUGCUUGACCGAAAGACACACCGAUUGAGCUGGGCUGAUGACAUGACAGAAGCCCCCCAAGAGAAUGGAGACCUUCCUAGCUUUGCUCGGACAUCAUUCUUAGACCCUACUUUCAUGUGCCAGAACCAACUGGAAUUGCCUUGCGUUCACAAAGCACAAAUAGAACUGCAUCAGGAAAGUUUCAAACUUGCAAAGAGCCUUCCCAAGUCUCAGUGUCUGGCCCAUGCCAUUGUGGAAUCAUUAGAUACAGAGCAAGCUACACGGGAUCUACAUAUGUGCCUGGCUAAAGGUCUGGAGAAUGGGGGUAGCCAGCCAAGUGUAGAAUAUCCUGUUUGCUUGUUAUGUGGCCGCUGCGCUCCUUAUUGCCCGCAUCCCCAUCCACAGCACGGCCCUUGCCUCCUUGUCUAUCCACGGCUAACUGUACAGGAGGGGGAGGUUUACAUGAACUUGGGCUUCCUCCUUAAGAUCAAGAGGCAUGAGGCCAGCAAAUGGGGCCUGGUGCAAGGAAAGGAUGCAUCAAAGUUGCAACACAGUAAAGAACAUCCCUCCAAGCAAGAGAGGAGUCAAAGCAGGAGCCGGAGCCGGAGCAGAAGCAGGAAUGCCCAUGAAGCAGCACCUCCAUCAUGGGCCCCAGAGAGGCCAUCUCACCAAGCCAGGCAGAGAUCUACAGAGGCAAUUGACCUGAGAGCGAGACGGCACAGGGCUGGUUCCAGGCCAUCCAGAGCAACAACACCCAGAUCCUCUCCACGUUCACCUAAAAUGGAGUCCCAGCCACGAAUUCGAAAGUCAGCCCCAGAGGCAAACCAACCCAAAUCCCCACAGAAGCCUCCCAACAUCCUGAAAAGGUUCUUGUUAUGCAUCAGGAAAGUUUGGGCGAAGGUGCGGAGGAGGAAAGAACCCACUUCCACAAAGCGGAGCUCUAGGGCAUCCCUCCAGAAAUCAGCUUCUUCUCAAACUCUGGUGGUUCCUUCAGCUACUUCUGGUUUUCAAGCCAACGGCAUUUUGAACCAUAAGCAAGACUCUCUUCCUAAAGAUGCACACUCAAAACAAGGACACUCCCAUGGUCAUAGAAAAGUAACCAUGAAAGUCUCAGAACAUGAAACAUUUCACCCCCACAAGAAGGUUGAUAGCUACUAUGCAAAAUCAGCUUCUUCUGGGGCACCAAAAAAACAUUCCAGACAUUCUGUCCCAAAACAAUUACAAAGGAGCUCCCCCAGAGAUAACAUGUAUUAUUGAGGUCUCAAUAAAGAUGUGGCUUGCUGCCAAUCUCUGGGGUCCCUCUCCAACAAGGAUCUUCUUGUCACUCAUCUCAACACUUAAUGCUUAACACGGCAGGUCUGUGUUGUUUUUUUCCAGGCUGCAAAUAAACUGGCUGGGCUUUUAUAUAUUUCUCUAUUUUGAGAUACCACUUUUGCUCAAUUCAUGUGGCUUUCUCUGAGAAAUUGUAGGGAAACGUAAAAAUGCAUCUAGCUAAUUGUUCAUCACCACAGAUAGCACUAUUCCAGAAAAAAACAUCUGCUAGUUUUAUGGAUUGUAAUUGUUGGUUUGGGAAUCAUGUGCUUGCCACAGCCAAGCAGAGAGGAAAUCGGGGUCUAGGGAGCACAGAAUGGAAGCAUGUGGGACAAGAACAUUGGUGGGGCAGAUGGCAACAUGAUCAAUGUUGCAGCCUUGGAUCAAAUUAAAAACUGGAUGGACCAGUAAAUCGCAUUAUUGGAGGAAACUACUUUGGCUAAUUACUCAUGCUUAGUUUGCUUGGGAUACUGUAUAUGCAGAAAAAUUAAAAAAGGGAGAUAAAGAAUAAAUCCACAAAAAGACAAGAGAGUGCAACUCAAUUUUGAGUGCAUUUUAUACUGGAAUCAGAAGAAAAAAUGGCAGUUAUUUGUAAGUGUCCUUAGAAGUAAUUGUAUCCCAGUAGUUCUCUCUCUAUGCCAUCAUCUUUCUCUUAUGUCUUUUACUAGCAUUAAAUAUUAUGAUUCCCCCA
This is a messenger RNA of Pantherophis guttatus, 3932 nucleotides long. RefSeq lists its product as uncharacterized. The record is from RefSeq and is a predicted model, not a curated record. Lineage: Eukaryota; Metazoa; Chordata; Lepidosauria; Squamata; Colubridae.